UCAGACGACUAUGAGAGAAAAGAAUAUUUGGUCAAUAAAAAAGCAAAACGAGACUUUUUUCAGACCCCCGUUUCAUUCGGGUUACCUGUAACCUCAAGCAUUGGACAGGUUAACCAGAUUUAUUCGUGGCGCAGAACAG
Racocetra persica is the source of this 139-nucleotide messenger RNA. Lineage: Eukaryota; Fungi; Glomeromycota; Glomeromycetes; Diversisporales; Gigasporaceae. The record is from the annotation of a GenBank genome assembly.